AAAUUCUAUAAAAAGGGAAAAUAAAAUAAAAACAAAAAUCCUCGAGUAAUUUUUUUAUUUUUUUCAAUCAACAGAAGUAAAUCUAUCAGUUUGUUAACUAACAAUUGCUCUCGCCAACGAUCUAAUACAGGUAUUGAAUUGUCGAUUGUGGGUUUUGUGAGAGAAGCGAAUUUGAUAUAUAUAUAUAUAUAGAAUGAUGGAAUCAACAACAAGUCAGACAGAGUUUGAUUAUUUGUUCAAGUUGUUGAUGAUCGGAGACUCUGGUGUUGGCAAGAGCAGUCUUCUUCUCAGUUUCACAUCCGACACCUUCGAAGAUCUUUCUCCCACCAUUGGUGUUGAUUUCAAGGUCAAAUAUGUCGUUGUUGGGGGUAAAAAAUUGAAGCUUGCAAUCUGGGAUACAGCUGGUCAGGAGAGAUUCAGAACAUUGACAAGCUCAUACUACCGAGGAGCACAAGGGAUCAUUAUGGUUUAUGAUGUGACACGUCGAGAUACGUUUACUAAUCUGUCUGAGGUAUGGGGGAAGGAAAUUGAGCUCUACUCAACUAAUCAAGAUUGCAUCAAGAUGCUUGUUGGAAACAAAGUUGAUAAGGAAAGUGAGAGGGUUGUAACAAAGAAAGAGGGGAUAAACUUUGCAAGGGAAUAUGGAUGCCUUUUUAUUGAAUGCAGUGCAAAAACUCGAGUUAAUGUGCAGCAAUGCUUUGAAGAGCUUAUUUUAAAGAUUUUAGAUACGCCUAGCCUCUUAGCUGAGGGCUCCAAGGGUGUCAAAAAGAAUAUCUUCAAGGAGAAGCCACUGCAAUCUGAUGCAGCAACCAGCAAUUGCUGCUGAUUUUCUUCCUUGCUAUCAAGGUUCUCGCAAUUCUCAGUUACAAGCAGUUGUUGCUGAUGCCCUUCUACAAUCUCAAAGUUUCUAAUAUUUCCCAGGUUCUAACUCUAGUGUUUGAUUCCUCAUCACAUCCACGAGAAAAUAUUUUAUACCAUAUUUGUGUAAUUUCCACUCUUUUUAUCUGUAAACUAUUAUCUGUACCGUUGAAAAUGAAUUUUUGAACGUAAUGUCAAGACAUGAAAGGAAUUCUUAAUGAAGUUUAGCAUUUUGAAGCUCAUUUGCUCUGCAAUUUGUA
This is a messenger RNA of Camellia sinensis, 1118 nucleotides long. Lineage: Eukaryota; Viridiplantae; Streptophyta; Magnoliopsida; Ericales; Theaceae. The record is from RefSeq and is a predicted model, not a curated record.